AUGGCGUCCGAAUCGGAGCAGUCGAAGCAAUAUCUUCUGCCUCCCUUGUCCAAGUUGCUUCCUCAAGACGACACUACUAAGAAUAAUAAUCAUAAUGAUAAUGCAGAUGACUCGUUCCCAAGCAAAUCAUGGAACCCCUUUGACCGCAGUCCUUCGCCCGACCGCGACUAUAUCCGCUAUCAGCCGGCCUCUUCUACAAACGACGCCCUCGCUUCACCACCGGCACAACGCGAGACCACAUUUGGCUUGGGAAUCACCAAUUCCUUCCCUCGAUCCCCCUAUAAGACUCCUGAUGAUGCCGACGACGGCGACCUCGCGACCAAAUCCCUGGAUCCUGAAUCCUCGGAGCCCUCGCCAUUACAGUACCAGACAUCGCAGACUACCUUAUUGCCUCAUUCGCCUCCAUACAUAAAAUGUCCAACGCACCAGGGAAUAGUCCAGCGGCGAUUGUCGUGGGUUCCCAUUACAAUCUUGGUUCUGGCGAUAUACUCCACCAUCUUCUCCGGGAUCUACCUGGUGCUCGCUCUUGUCAGACCGCGCUAUGGCAAGAAGAUCGGUGAAGACGGUGGCCUGGCGCCUUCCACAGCCAGUCUACUCAGUGCCUUGUUCGCCAAAACGAUCGAGCUCGCGUACGUGACUGUUUGCGUGGCGUUCCUGGGGCAAGUCUUGAGUCGUCGGGCGAUCACCAAAGGGUCGCGGGGGAUCACUAUCUCCGACAUGAGUAUGCGUACCUGGAUCAUGCAGCCAGGCGCUCUGCUUGUGCAUUGGGAGACUGUGCGGUACUCGGCGCUGACGGUGUUGGGUGUGAUCACUUUGACCGCGACCUUGGUAGCGAUGUUGUAUACCACAGCAGCAGAAGCGCUCGUUGCUCCCAAAUUGCGGAUGGGCCCCAUCGAACCCCGGACCCUGGUCGGAAACGUGUCCACCGAAUUCGCCAAUCCGUUUUACCUCAAAACCCAUUGCUCGACCCCAGUCACUCAGGCCAUGGACCCUGAAGCGGCAGGAAGUACCUGUCUGGACAUGGAACUGGUCGGGCAGGCGUACCACAACUACCAGGCAUACAUCGCUGCGUGGAGCGACCUGGUCAAGAGCAAAAACUCGACGUCGUCACACCUGGCAUCGCGACUGCCCCCGACCGGCUCUCUAUACGAUAAUACCACCGUGACAGGAAGCUGGAUCGACAUUGGCAACAUGACCGAAUUGUCGCUGAAGCACGGCCGAAUGGUCAACAACAUUACCGCCGCGAUGCCUCAUGGAGGAAUCAUCGCCGCCGCUAUCAACCCGCGGAAUGGCAUUCGGCAGCCGGUCGAUGUGACAGGCGAAGGCAACUUCGAGAUCGAGGCCUCCGUGCCCUCUCCGGCCAUCAAUGUGCUUUGUGUUGGGAUGACCGCAGAAGAGCUCUCCCCCCUGGUAUACAAGAUGUGGCCCCAGGGGCACAACUUUGACCCACUGACAUGGGAUUUCGAAGGAUACAAAAACAUCUCCAGCGACUGGUAUAAUCGAACGGUCGUGGAUGAUCUUUUCGGGUGGGAUCCCAAGUCCAAGCAGACGCCUCCUGUGUUCGGCAAGUUGCCCAAAGCCAACAAUACCAUCACCAACACCACUGGCACCUGGCCCACGGACGCCAUUUACAUGCUAGGAGCAGCACCAAAUGAAACCAUGACACCGCCUUAUGUGCUGUGCGCACUCAAGGCGAAAUUGUCCUCAGUGUGUUCGACCAAGUAUUCGGCGGCCGCCAGUGGGGCAUCGUUUGGAACCAACUGCGAGAAUCCGGCGAACCCGCUUCAAUAUAAUCAUCGGAAUCAAAGUGCCGUUGACGGUGUCUGGGAUGGCAACUGGAAGAAUCUGGCCGGCGAAUGGUCCAAUUCAUUGAGUUUGAAUUCGGGCAUCACGGACGGCCGUGCCAGCAACGCCCGCCUCCUGAUGCAGUUCAUCCCGGCCCUCGAUAAUCGAACAAAGACCUAUUCGCUUGACCCCAAGCUACCAUCGGUUGGAGAAGCGCUUGCGGUCCUGGCAGGCAGCACCCUAAUCCUGGGGUCCAGGAAUGCCCCUUUUGUGCAAUUCUUCAACUACACCAAGACCGAUAACGUAUCCUAUGCACUCGCCGAGCCCGUUCAGCAAUACUUUGAGGCCACAGUUCGCGCCGUUGGAUAUGCUUCUGGGGGCACGGAGCAAUGGCAGAACCUGUUCUAUCUGAUCCUGGUCUUUGCCUUUCUGACAAGCGCCAUCAUUCUGGCGUUUAUGCUGUUCGAAGUGCGUGGGCGACAAAUCACCGACUUCACGGAACCUCAAAAUCUGUUCGCCUUGGCGAUGAACAGCCCAGCCACCGCGCAGCUGCAAGGGGCAUGCGGGGCAGGACCGCACGGUCGUCAGCUCAACGAGCGGUUCUAUGUGGCCAUGGAGGAGGAGGAUGAGCACUACUACAUCCGGACCAAGGCCGAACAGCAUGUGCGUGCGCCGUCGAUGGGACCCAGUCGCUCCAUGGCCUCGAUGGAAGUCGACGAUGCGCCGAAGGGUGUCAGUCCAGCCAUGGAUGAGUACCGGCGGCUUUCCAGCAGGAGCAGUCUCUUGUCGAGAUUUUAUUAG
Messenger RNA from Aspergillus thermomutatus, 2586 nucleotides. RefSeq lists its product as uncharacterized. The coding region runs from base 1 to 2586 and encodes 861 amino acids. The record is from RefSeq and is a predicted model, not a curated record. The transcript has 2 exons. NCBI's taxonomy places the organism in Eukaryota, Fungi, Ascomycota, Eurotiomycetes, Eurotiales, Aspergillaceae.